Molecule: messenger RNA, 611 nt
Organism: Coregonus sp. 'balchen'
Lineage: Eukaryota; Metazoa; Chordata; Actinopteri; Salmoniformes; Salmonidae
Source: the annotation of a GenBank genome assembly
AUGUGUUCACCUUUCCACAAUCACCACUGCCAACUGCAGAAACAAGUUAUUUUGAAGUUCAAAUUAACCCUACUUCACAAACACAGACCCAGACCAAUAAUAAUUUGCCAGCUGGCAAUGUUAAUCUCACAAGACAUAGUACUACCAUCACUUCUGUGCUAACCUCACUUGCUACUGCAAGCGGCUGUAAUGUAACUAGGCCUAUACCUUCUAGUCCUCAUUUUCCAUCUUAUUGUGAGCCAUUGAACUUUCCAUCUGAUGAAGAUGAGUUCAAAGUGAAAUGUUAAAAAAAAACUGUAGAGGAUAAAUAUAUACGUCAGUGUCGUGUCAGUUACUCAAGACCUACCCCAAAAUGGGUUGGAAGAUAUUUGAAAGUACCAUACGCCAAAAGCAAGGAAAUAGGCUUAGAGUUGAAUGUCGGAACUGGAGUGAAACAGAAACUUGAUUUGCAUUUACUGACUAAUGCAGUAAUGGUUGAGGUUUCUGAAUUUGAUAAAUGGAUUAAUAGAUCUCACAAACACAUUGUUUGUGAUAUUCUAGAUUACAACUUUGAUCUUGGUCUGCAAAAUGAGAUACGAUAUGAAUUUUCAAGCCGGACUUUGUCAAAAUGA